UUCAGAUAGACAUAAAGCAGAGGCAUGCAUUAAUUUUACCAUUAAGAGACUAUAACUUGAGACAAAACACUUCUCACUUUCAAACAAGUUGUGGAAUCCAACCAUUCAACCAUCAGAAUCAGAAUCAGAAAGAGCUUUAUUGCCAGGAACAGGAAAGCCAUGAAUUCUGAAAUCUCAAAAUCUACUCAAAGUCUUAGCUCUGCUGAGGACAUGAGGAACCAAACCAAACUUAUAAUGCAGCCCUAUGCCAACUGGGAAGAGUAUCUGACUCCAGCACCUCUAUCCAUAGCCAUCCUGGGAGAGCUGGUUUUCAUCUCGUCCUCAACAGAUUUCUCUAUCAAUAAAAAUCCCCCUAAAAAUGGCUAUAAAUUCAUCAAAUACCCUGAUUCCUUUCGUGCUUGCCUCAUGCAAGUGUGUAACUCUGGUUGGUGGGCAUUUAAUGAGGCCCAUAAGAGCAUGGAUCAGAUUCGCCUCCAUACUGCCCAAGUUCCACAAUACAUGAAGGCAGCUGUGAAGAUUCUGUUCCAAGGUGAUGAUGAAGUUGUCAAAGCACAUCUUCCUGAUCAGCUGGACAAUAUCAGAGUCAUUGCAGAUGAAUGUCUUGAGUUGUCUAGUGCAGCUGAAAAGCGUUUCACUGAUGUCAUCAAUAUCAUCCAGGAGCUGCUAGAAGCUUGUGUGAAUGCAGAACACUUCUAUGGGGAGGAGAUGGCAGCAAUCAAGAAAAAAAUAGAAGAGAGCAAACUGAGGGAGCAGUCAGCUCUAGAAGCCAAGAAAAGGACUGAGAAGGCAGUGAGUGCCAUGGAGAAGCAACUGGGUGAGGCUCAUGAGAGCUACAAGAAAGCUCUGGAUUCUCUCCCUGGUGGAUGGGAAAUGAUUGGCAUGGAUUUUGUGGGCGGAAUAGCUCAGAGCUGUAAAGAUCUGGUUACUGGACUGACAACUGCUGUUACUCAGCCAAUGAAAAUGUUGAGUUCUCCAACAAGUACUAUAGCUAAUGCUGUGAGCCACAUUAAAGGUCAGGAAAGCCAAAGAGAUAUGGUAGAUGAUAUAAACAUAUAUAGUAAGUCGGCUGAAAUUUUAAAUUGUGCACAGAAUAUCCAGCAACUAAUGAAUGUGAAUAGUGAGGUAGAUGGCAUUGCCUGGACAAAUCUGUAUGAUCAGAAGCACAAAAAUACAAAAACAGAUUUCAUAGCAAAACAGUUUGAAAGAAUUGAUAAAACUUUAAAGAAAAUCUCUGAUUGCCCAGCAAAAAUACAAGCUUUAAAAUUAUGCAAUAAGGGCAUGGAAAUAUGCAAUCAGCUGGCAAAAUAUGCACCAGAUGGCAAAUGUGACCAAGAAAAAAGCAUAAUACAGGAGGUCCUGGAUCUAAACAAAUUAGCUCAUAUUUUUGACAGCAAAAGCAAAGACAUCACAAAUUCUCCAGCCAUUUCUCCAAAACUACCAAUGAUGCAAAAAGAAGAAAAAAAGUCAGAGAACACAAGUCCUUCACAGAGGGCCACGGAGAAUGCACGAUUUGCCAUAGAGCAGACCCGAGCUCAGAUGAACAAGACAAGAGAGACCUAUGAGAAGUGUAUGGAGAACCUAGAGAAGAACCAGAAGGAACUAACUGAUAUCCUGGUCACUAUGAGAAACUGUGAACUGAAAGAGAUUGACUUCAAAACUACCAUAGAGAUGCUGGUCAAAGGAAUGGAUGCCAUGGGGAGAGUAAAGGAGCAGUGGGAGAAGAUGGUUCACUUCUUUCAGAUGGUUUCCAACAUUAUAAAAACCAGCCUGAGCAAAACUCUCACAAACUUUGUCUCAACAUCCGAGAAAACACAAAAGCUCUCCUACAAUGCAAAGCUCUUCUCAAAAGAUCUGCUGUACACUCAAGCCUUCCAAGCCUGUAACAUUGCUAGUCUGGUCCAUAUGAUCUCUGGAACAUACACAGAUGUUUCCAACAAGUACCUGAUGGACCGUGUCAGUUCACUGGGCAAACUGAUGGCCAUGGAUAAGAGUAAGCCAGAAUUCGAGCAUGAGCGACAAGCGCUCCAAAAUUCAUGUGAUGAGGCACAAAAAGGCAUCUUAAGGCUUGUCCUGAAAAAUAAAGAGGAGUUUGACAGGAAGAGCACUGCAAGACUAGAAAGGAUUGAUCGAGAGUUGCUUGCCAUUCUGCCCCCUGCUCCUCUAGAAGAAAUCAAGAGUAUUCAAGAGGCUGUUCAAGCUGGAUUUAGUGAGGAAGAGGAGGCAUCAUUCUGCUGAAAGAAUGUACUAAAGAAUUGUUUUUUUUCUAGUUUUACAUUGGUAAACACCAGAUGAUAAUAUAUUUCAGAUUUAAGCUUUGCUUUUCUUUAACAUGUUGCAAUGAUAGGUCAUUUUUGACAAUCACGCUCUUACUCCUGUUGAGAAACAUUUUAAAAUGUUUAUUUUUUGACGUUGUUUCUUCAGUCGGGAUUGUCAGAGUGUUUUUAAAUCAUCAUGAAUUCAGAUGAAACAUUUAACGUGUAAUAUUAAAAAAUCUCACCUUAAUUUGA
Molecule: messenger RNA, 2507 nt
Organism: Ctenopharyngodon idella (grass carp)
Lineage: Eukaryota; Metazoa; Chordata; Actinopteri; Cypriniformes; Xenocyprididae
Exons: 3
Coding region: 160-2235 (691 amino acids)
Source: RefSeq, a predicted model, not a curated record